AUGGGAGUUACUGGUUUAUGGCGACUUAUUGAGCCGGCAGGGAAACCAGUGCCAGUUGAAACUCUAGAAAACAAAAUUUUAGCUGUUGAUAUUUCUAUAUGGUUGCAUCAGAUGGUCAAAGGAUACCAAGAUGCAAAAGGUGCACCACUACCAAAUGCUCACCUUGUAGGAUUGUUUCAGAGAUUAUGUAAAUUAUUAUAUUUUAGAAUUAAACCUGUAUUUGUAUUUGACGGAGGAGUUCCUGAUUUAAAAAGACAAACUAUUGCUAAAAGACAAGAUAACAAGUUAAAGUACAACUCAGAAUCAGAGCGCAUAAAACGAGAGCUUGCUCUAUUAAUUGGCAAAAAAUCUGCUGUGGGUGCACUCCUGGGUAAACAAAUAUCUCCCAAGAAAAUCAAUACAAAUGAAAAUGAUGAGGAUAUCUUUAAAUUACCUGCAUUGCCCCAAAAAGAGACAGAAAGUGACACAGAAUCAGAUGAUGAAGAUACCUCAAGCGCUUCCACUGUUGACUUACACACCGUGGAUUUGGAAUCUCAAGACUUCAAAAACAUGCCAUCUAAAGAAAAAUAUGACCUUUUAUUGGAAUUAAAAGAGACAAGGAAAAUGAACUCAUGGGGAAAAUUACACACAUUACCAAAGAAAAGUGAUAGCUUUUCUGAUUUUCAGAUGCAAAGAUUGUUGAAGAGAAGAAAGGUGCAAGAAUGUAUUGAAGAAACAGAAAAAGAAAUAGGAGACGUCGGAAUGUCUUUAAAUGAUUUGGAAACACUACUUAAUGAAGAAGGUAUUAAUACAAAUAUUGAAGAUUUUCCCUCUCGUCGUAUAGCUUCAGAUCAAACAACUCGGUAUCUGCUAAUUAAUAAUGUGAAACAGGCUUUAGCUGAUGCUAAAAAAAAGAAGGAAAUGGAGUUGGAAAAUGAAAAUAAAUUAGAAACUGAAGCAAUUAAGAUAAAAGAUAAUUCAAAUGGAGAAACUAAAUUUGAUGAACUUGAAGAUGACUUACAGAAAGCAAUAAAAAUGUCUCUAGAAUGUGUAGAUGAACCAGAACAUUCAGUUUGUGCUUCAACUUCAAAAGCAGAUGAGUCUUGGACUUCUUGUAUGACAGAUUCUAAUUCAGAUUAUUCUGACGAAGAAGAGGAAUACAUACCCCAAAAUAUUACAUCUGCUAAAGCUUACAUAAUGCAGUACAGUGAUUUUACACAUAAAGCCAUUGAUGAUAUUGUCCUGGUUAAAAAUAAACAAAAACCCAAAGCAAAAGAAAUUAAUGUUGAAGAAAUAAUAGCUCAGCUUAAAAACGAAAAAACAAUUAUAGAGGAUGAAGUAGAAGUAAGUAGCGAAGAAGAAUUAAGUAAUCCUCAAAUGUCAACCUCUUGUUUUAUGAUUAAGAAUGAUAUUGAUGACAAUAAUGCAGACCCAACUUUAGGCAACACAACUAUUAAGGUUUUGCAAAGAACAAAAAACAAUGUUGUCAAUAAUGAUUCAUCUAUUUUGUAUGUGGAAAAUAAAAAGGAGGAUGUGAUAAAUCUUGAUUCAUCAGAAGAAAAUUCAAAAGCAAUCAUAAGUCUAGAUGAUACUUCAAAUCUAUCAAACUCUAGUGAUGAUGACUUUGAAGAGGUAUCUGAAACAGAAAGCCUACCAAAACCAGUUGUGCAGUUGACAUUAAAUUUAGAAGAUAACAUCGAAGAUGAUAUCUUUUCUGAUGUUUUUGAAAAUAAACAAGAGGUAUCAUCUAAAAAUGGAAACCAAAAUUUGUCACCUAUAAAAACGCAACAAAUGAAAGAGGCACCUUUAAAAAAUGUUAGCGUUCCUCCAAUAAAUGAAAUAAUUGCUCCAAAGACAGAUAAGGAAAUGGCACAAGAUAAAGUAAGUGUCAAAACCGAUAAACUAAUAAACAAUACAAAUAAAGAUAUUGAGUGUAGGAAAGAUAAUCAAUCUACGGCUGAGAGUGGUGUAAACAUUGAAUAUGAGAAAGAAAUAGGCGACUUAGCGGGAGAGUCUUCUGAAACACCUAAAAAUCCCAUUGAACCUAUUACUAAAGAAAGACUACAAACAAUGGAAGUGGAAAUGGAAAAUGAACAACAAGAAUUAUUACAUCAAAAAGGACGGCUUGAUCGCGUUGGUAGAAAUAUUUCUGAACAAAUGACUAAAGAUGCGCAAGAACUUCUUCAAGUUUUUGGCAUUCCUUAUAUUGUAGCGCCAAUGGAAGCGGAGGCGCAGUGCGCAUUUUUGGAGGAUGCCAAAUUGACCGAUGGCACGAUUACCGACGACAGUGAUAUUUGGCUAUUUGGAGGAAAAACUGUAUACAAGAACUUUUUUAAUCAGAAGAAACAUGUUCUUCAGUUCUUGAGUGAAAGGAUUGAGAGAUCGUUUAAUCUAAGUAGGGAGCAACUGAUCCUGCUAGCCCUAUUAGUUGGAAGCGAUUAUACAACUGGUGUCAACGGAAUAGGACCAGUAACUGCAAUGGAAAUACUUGCAUCAUUUCCUUUUAAUAAGAAAAAACUUAGUGAGAUGUCAAACCAAGCACAGUACCAGCAAAUUGUGACUGGUCUUCAAGAGUUUAAGCAAUGGGUUCGAGCAGGAAAGAGAACGGAUAAUAUUAAGCUUAAGAAAAAAUUAAAAAAUGUAUCGCUCACUGAUGAGUUUCCUAGUAUUAGGGUUGUACAAGCCUAUCUAGAGCCAAAUGUUGAAAAGAGUAAAGAAAAGUUCACAUGGGGAAAUAUAGACAUAACAAUUUUACGAGAUUACACAAAAGAUAAAUUUGGUUGGUCCCAAAACAAAGUAGACGAAAUAAUAAAGCCGGUUUUAAAAAGGUUGCUCGAUAGAAAAAAUCAAAAAACGGUCCACGACUUUUUUAAACGGAAAAUCGUGUGUGAAUCUCUCGACGAACAAAUGAGCAAACGAGUUAAGGCAGCUGUACAAAAAAUGGAACCUAACUCACAAAAUGACGUUGAAGAUGUUACUAAUAAAAAGGAUAAAAAAGGAAAACCCGCUCGCAAGAGAAAAGCUGAAAAUGAUGAGCUCAAAAAUAUUAAUGGAAUCGUAAAAGUAGCAAAGUCCGACGAAAAACCGGAAUUUAACUUUAUCGUACCAAAAACCGACGCUUGCCAUGAAUUAAUUCCACAAAAAGAAAAAGCUAAACAGAGCCUUUUAGAGAAUAAAAUGAAAGCGAUAGAAAUAUUUAGAAAGACGAAAAUUGAUAGAAAACGAAAGUAUACAAAAAAGAAGACUGUCUUGCCAAAGGAUAAAGCUGAGCUUUCCGAAAGCAGUGACAGUAACUAG
Pieris macdunnoughi is the source of this 3276-nucleotide messenger RNA. The record is from the annotation of a GenBank genome assembly. Lineage: Eukaryota; Metazoa; Arthropoda; Insecta; Lepidoptera; Pieridae.